Anoplopoma fimbria (sablefish) is the source of this 1801-nucleotide messenger RNA. RefSeq names its product erythropoietin receptor (gene epor). Gene Ontology annotation, cellular component: external side of plasma membrane; membrane. Lineage: Eukaryota; Metazoa; Chordata; Actinopteri; Perciformes; Anoplopomatidae. Gene Ontology annotation, molecular function: protein binding; cytokine receptor activity. Bases 156 to 1793 code for a protein of 545 amino acids. The transcript has 8 exons. Gene Ontology annotation, biological process: hemopoiesis; cytokine-mediated signaling pathway; positive regulation of cell population proliferation. The record is from RefSeq and is a predicted model, not a curated record.
CAGGCUGUGGACGCUAUCCAUGGUAUCUAAACCAAAAACACAAGCCUCCCCCUGUCAGAGCUGUGACAGGCCCCGUUAGUGGCAGCUUGUUUUCUAGUUAUGCCGUCAGGCGACAGAAAGUCAAAGUCUUUCUGUUCCCAGAAGCGAAAAAAAGGAUGAUAUGCCAUCACCUGAGCCGAUUGUUGGCGCUUUGUGUGAUGUUAUGCGCCAUGUGGGAAGCUGCCAUCGUCCAGGGUGCACGAGAUUUCGAAGAAAAGGUGUCUAUGCUGCUGAAAGAGGAGCCAAAAAACCCCAAGUGCUUUGUGGAAGGCAGGAAUGACUUCACAUGCUUCUGGGAGGAAGAUGAGGAGAGGGCCGGCUCUGUGGAUCAGUACUCUUUCACAUACACCUACCAGAAGGAAAACAGCAGCAGGUGCCCACUGAGGGCCCUCCCAGCAGCGGGCAGUAAGAGGCUGUUCGUCUGCCACUUGAACCGAACCCAGAUGUUUGUCCAAAUGGACAUAAGAGUUCAUCGAGAGGGAGAGCUGAUCCACAAUCGCAGCCUUCUCAUCGAGCUUGUCAUUCUCCUGGACCCUCCAGCUAAAGUGAUGGUGAGCGGCACGGGUCAGCAAGGCCAGCUGAAUGUCAGCUGGGUGCCUCCUCUUCUCAAGUACAUGGAUGACAGCAUGAUGUACGAGGUCAGCUACACUGCGGCGGACAGCCACACUGGUCAGGUAGAGGUGGUACCAGCCAGCUCAGAGUUGAUCCUGAGGGGCCUCCAGCCAGGCAGGAAGUACAAGGUGCAAGUCCGUGUAAAGAUGGACGGGAUGAGCUACAACGGCUACUGGAGUCUCUGGAGUGACCCGGUGUUCAUGGAAACACUGCCUGCAGAACUCGACCUACUCAUCAUGUCCCUGACUCUCAUCAUCUCUUUCAUCCUCAUUGUGCUGUCUCUCACCAUGCUCCUGUCCCAACGGAGGUUUGUCAUAAAGAAGAUUUGGCCGACUAUUCCAACUCCUGACAGCAAGUUCAAAGGCCUUUUCACUGUUUAUGGUGGGGACUUUAAGGAGUGGUUGGGUCAUACCAACGGAGGCAUAUGGUUGACUCCAGAGUACUUCUACCCAGAAGAAUGUCCUACUCCUCUGGAGGUCCUGUCAGAGCUCAGCCCUUGCCCCUCCCUACCUUUCCCACCUCUGCCACCCAAGGCCUUCAGAGCUUUGACCACAGGCAGAAAGGAGGACAAGGAUGUAAUGAAAGGGGUGGACGAGAGAGAGCCGUUGGAAAGGGGCGAUUCAGCCAUGACAGAGCGAUGGAGAGCCACACCGCAAGACCACUGGCUGAUGGACCGCUUAAGGGCGCUCCACCAGAACCCAAUGCCCUGCUCCAAGUCCUCUCUGCUGGAGUCCCAAGACGCCUACGUCACCCUCAGUGGCAACAACCACGGAGAAGAUGGUCACCUGGACGACGCUCUCGAGGAGGCCUUACCGCUUGAGGUGCUUUUCGCAUCGAGAAAGACGGUGUCAUGUGAAUCUCACUCCGACCUGGGAUCCGUGCCGCAGAGCUCCGGGUCGGGUGGCCUUUCGACACAGUCCAGCUUUGAGUACCCAAACCACGCCUGGAUAUCCAAAGGCCCUGGGUACACCUACACGGCAGUGGCAGACUCUGGGGUCUCUAUGGAUUACAGCCCCAUGAGCCGCGUAGACGACAUUGGAAAGGAGGUCAUCUACGCCAAUGAUUACAAGAACGAGAUCCCUGCUCAUAGAAAACCCUUCCUGCCGAGGCAGCACCCCUUCCAUGACGACGGCUGCACAUAGACUUAGCC